AUGGCUAUUUCCUCUGCAGAAGAAGUCGAAAGCAUUCAAUACAAACAAGCCAUCUCUGAUCCGUCUCAAAUUAAUUCAUGGGAAAUAUCCAGAUUUGCCAAUGUCCUGUCUAUAACGAAUCGACUACUGUACGGUGUGCUACUAAAUACUGUGGUUGCGGCUGCGCGUCUUCGUGAUGCUAUAGACGCCCGGAUUGCAGAGGAGCAGGCACGCCAAAAGGCGGCGCAAGAUUCCAUCUCCCGAUCCAACUCUAGCCGUCGACAGGCCGCACGACCCGCACGCCAGCGACGAGAGAGUGGCCCGCCGCCCAGAAGCCCCGAUCCGACCGAAUUCGAGGCCGAGUUCGCCAUUGGGGAUGACGAUGGCUCUAGUAGAUCAGCAACUCCUCGUCAGGAUGGUUCGACGACGCAGGAAUCGGGCGCACAAGGGGACAAUGCAGACACGAAACAAUCGGGCGAGUCCGCUGGCAAGGAGGCCGCGCCUGACGCAGAACCCAAGCCAGCACCAUCCUCUGAACUCCCUGCUGAUGUAUGUUCUCUUUCAUUAAAAGGAAAGGCUAAAUGGUUCGAUGGUACUGAUUUGUCUAUCUGCACAGAACUUCUACGAGCAUACCGUGUCGCCCAUGCGCGGGUGCUUUCUAUCGAACAAUUCGAAGCCGCGCUGAGAGAAAAUACACCGCUCACGUCGAUCAACGAGCCGAAAGCGUUGACCGAAUAUCUGAAUCAAAUAUCGCUCAAGGGCGACAUGGUCUUGGACGAGCUGAAGCGUGUCACUGCGGAGAGAGACGAGUACAAAAAGAAACUCGAGGAAGCGGAAAAGUCGGCGAAAGAGGCCUGGGAUGAGGUUGCAAACCUAAAAAAGGGAAACGUCGACGAAACCAAGUCGGACGAGCCCAAAAAGGCGAACAGCAAGGCAAAGAACCUGACGGUAGAGACGGGCGCUCCUGCCGAUAACAAGUCGGACGUUUCAGUAAAAUCACCCACCGGCUCUAUUGCGUCUCGAAACGCUUCCAUCCCUGGACUGUCGCUCUUCUCUCCAAAGGCAAAGGCGGUCAAGUCUCCGCCAGAGGAAAAUGAAGAAUUCUUCUCCUUUGAAAAUGAGAUCCCACGGAUGGAAUCUGAACUGCAGGAGAAGCAGGAAGAGAUCAAACAGCUCAAGUCAGAAGUUGAAAACCUCAAGCGUGACCUGUCAGUCGCACGGGAGUCGACGGAGAGCAUGGUGCAUUCCUUGGAAUCGGCAACACGCGAGUUGGAAGGGCUGCGUGAGAGCAAGGACAAGCACGAAACCGAGCUUGAGAGCCUCAGAUUGGCCAAACAGGCAGAAAUUGACGGCCUCAGUUCAAAACUCGCCUCGGCAGAAGCUGCUUUAGAGAAAUCCAAUACCGCUCUCGAGGAGCUCAAGGAUCAACUGCAGAAGAAGACCGAUGAGCUCGAUCGAUUGAGGGAGCAAGCCUCACAGACUGAGAAGAGUGCAGACAGCACUGAUUUGACUGCCAAGCUUGCCGAGGUGGAAAAGGAGAAAGAUUCUAAUGAAAAGCGCUUGGGAGUUAUGCAGGGGCUAGUCGACAACCUUAAGUCUCAGGUCAAGGAUACGGAAGCUGUUGUGUCUUCUCUCCGGACGGAGCUUACAGAGAAGAGCUCAAGUCUCGACAGACUGCAGAAUAUUGUCAACUUUGUGGAUAAUGGUCUCAAGUCAAAUGCCAAAUGGCAAAGUGUUCGAGACCUUGUUGCGGAUGGCAAGCCUGCCGACUUCGACGAGAUUCGAGAGGGCUUGAUCGGAACAGAGACCAGCCCUGCUGCUGAAACGAGCAAGGCGGAGCCCGACGUAGAAAGUCAAGGCGCUGCCGGUACUAGUGCGGCAAAGAAGAAGAAGAAUAAGAAGAAGAAGGGUGGCAAGGGCGGAGAGGACUCGAAUGCUAGUAAAGAGCCUGCCCAGACAGUUCCUUCGGAGGAGAGCCAGCCUGCGCCCAGCGAUUCGUCCAAUGUCCGUGAAUUGGAACAGAAGGUCGAAGAGCUCACGUCUCAAAUUGCCGAGAAAGAUGCCGCCAUUGAACGUCUGCAUGCGAAGUUAAAGGAUGAGGAUGACUUGAAGGAGGAAAUCGAAUCGCUACGUGACGAACUGCUUAAUCUGGGCCAGGACCAUGUCGAAGCCAAAGACAAGAUCAAAGAACUGCAAGCAGAGAAAAAGACUCUGGAAGAGAACAUCGCCAAGCUAGAGAAGGAAAUUGCCGAUCUCCGAUCCAGCAACGCUUCCAGUGCGGCAGACUCGGAGAAGGCCCACAAGGACCUCAAAGCCGAGUUUGAGGACCUCAAGGCCAAGGCCGCCGUCUUGGAGAAGGACCUCUCCGCGGCUCAGCAACUGGCCGCAUCCAGAUUCAAGGAUCUGACCGACCUGAGAGAGACGCUGCAGAAGCUCCAGCCCGAGCUCCGAAACCUCCGGGCAGAGUCGGCAGAGUUGAAAUCGACAAAAGAGGAGCUCAAAAACAAGACGGCCGAGCUCAGGAAAUUGGAAGGCAAGCACGAUGAUCUGCGUGCUGAGCUGAAAACAAUGAAAGCCACCAUUGCCGAGCGCGAGAGCGAAGUCAAGACUCUCAACCAGAAGAUACGGCAAGAGACUGACAGUCGUCUCAAGGCAGAGGAGGCCUUGUCCGUCGCUCAGUCGGAUCUACGGUACUCCGAAGGGAAGAAACAGGAAGCCAUCGAGACGAAUGAGAAGACGUCCAAGGAGCUUUCCAAAGCGCAAGAGGAGUUGAAAGCCACCCGGGCCAGACUACGCGAUGUCGAAGAGCAGGUGGCGCAGCUCAACCGGGAGAUGGAAGGUCUGCGAGAAGAGAUCGAUCUCAAGACGGCCCAGCACGCGAGCGCGCAGAGCUUGAUGAACAGCAUGCGGGAUCAGACCUCGGAGAUGGCGAUGCAGAUGAAGGAGGCUCGUGAACGUUGCGAGAGCCUGGAGGAAGAGCUGGCUGAGGCUCACCGUCUUCUGGGCGAGCGCAGCCGCGAAGGCGAGACCAUGCGACGGCUUUUGAACGACAUCGAGAGCCGUGCGGACGCCAAGGUGCGCGAGUUCAAAGAACGAAUGGAGGCGGCGAUUGAAGAACGAGACCGUGCGGAGGAUGAGGCCAGCACGAUGGGUCGACGUCGCGCGCGAGAGCUGGAGGAACUCAAAGCCAAGGUCCGGGAGGCGGAAAAGGCUCUGAAGAGGGCAGAAGACGACAAGGAAGAGCUGGAAUAUGCGCAGAGAGACUGGAAACGUCGACGAGACGAGCUCGAGGCACAAGCGGAGCGGUCCGCGCAGGAACUGAAGGAGGUGCGCCAGGCGAUGACCCAACUGCGGGAUGCUCUGGACGAGAGCGAGAGGCAGACGCGGGAGUUGGAGAAGGAGAAGGCGGAGCUGCGUCGGUCGGUCGAGGAGACGAACAACCGGCUGGAGAAGCUGCGCAGGUCCAACAAGGCGCUGACGGAGGAGCUCCGCGCCGCUCAGAAUAGCAACGCUCGAAGACUGGGAGGAUCCGUCGAGUCGGGCAACCAGUCGUCACGAUCGUCGAUCGAUUCUCCCAGUCGAGGUGUCGUGUCGCCUCCACCACGGGAGCGCAACGCUUCAUCUACCCGCAGCGAAACCCCGACAGGCGGGACGCCGAUCGACUAUAUCUACUUGAAGAACGUGUUGCUCCAGUUCCUGGAGCAGAAGGACAAGAACUACCAGAAGCAGCUGAUCCCGGUGUUGGGGAUGCUGCUUCAUUUCGACCGAAACGACGAGCAGAAAUGGAUGUCAGCCGUGAUGUCCCGCAAGUAUUUCAUCCGCGAACUAGCCGACUACGAGCACGCGCUGCACGAAGUCGAAGCAACACCGGAGUCGCUGCGCGCGACGCUCUCCUUCCCAGACACGCCGCCCAAGAAGGGCGCGACGUACACAGCGCUGAUCACUCCUCCCGCGACGGCCGACAACCCCUCCCCGAAACCCGUCGGCAUGGCACUGUUCUUCUACAACUACUCUACCUGGCGGUCUGCGCCGGGCGUGUACCUGGAGGACCUGUACGUGCAGCCGCACGCGCGCGGCAAGGGAUACGGCUUCCGGCUGCUGAAGUACCUGGCUGCGGAGGUGGUGAAGAUUGGCGGGCGACGGCUCGAGUGGAGCGUGCUCAAGUGGAAUGAGCCCAGCAUUAAGUUCUAUAAGCAGAUUGGGGCUAGGGAGAUGGAUGAGUGGCAGAAGAUGAUGCUUGAGGGGAAGGCGUUGACUAAGCUGGCGGAGUCAGCUGAAUAA
Molecule: messenger RNA, 4260 nt
Organism: Rasamsonia emersonii CBS 393.64
Lineage: Eukaryota; Fungi; Ascomycota; Eurotiomycetes; Eurotiales; Trichocomaceae
Product: Viral A-type inclusion protein repeat protein
Exons: 8
Coding region: 1-4260 (1419 amino acids)
Cellular component (GO): Golgi apparatus
Molecular function (GO): acyltransferase activity, transferring groups other than amino-acyl groups
Source: RefSeq, a predicted model, not a curated record